Phaedon cochleariae (mustard beetle) is the source of this 2049-nucleotide messenger RNA. The record is from the annotation of a GenBank genome assembly. Lineage: Eukaryota; Metazoa; Arthropoda; Insecta; Coleoptera; Chrysomelidae.
CGAAUCUAACCUCCCUUAUAGUUCUAGUUCUAGCUGAGAAAAAAAUUACAAAUUACAAAAUUAAUAAUGUCUAGCCAAACUAAAGAUAUUACCAGGAAAGAAAACGUGGUGCAAGCCAUAAUUGUUGCUGACACGUUUGGAGACGAAUUUGUUCCAAUAUCAGACACCAUUCCUCACGCUCUCUUACCAGUUCUCAACAAACCCCUUAUUGAUUACACUCUGGAAUUUUUAUCUCUUGGGGGAAUUGAAGAGACAUUCUUGUUCUGCUCUAAUCAUGUGAAUUUGAUUAAGGAACACAUCAAUAAAAGUAUUAAAAAUGUAGAAGGUUGGACUCUGACUAUGAAAGUGAAUAUAAUCAUUUCUGAGUCCUGUCAUUCAUUUGGAGAUUGCCUCAGAGAUUUAGAUGCUAAGGGAUUACUAAGAGGUGAUUUUGUGUUAUUAGAACCUGGUAUAAUCUCAAAUGUGCAGCUGUUAUCACUACUAAAGAAGCAUGGUGAGACAACAAAAUUUGAUAAAUAUGCUUCUAUGACAAUGAUUCUACAAGAAGCUGGUAUAGGACAUAUUGGAAGAUGUCCUGAGGAAGAAAUCAUCAUAGCUACUAAUGAACAAAACAGGAUAUUAUUUCACAAAAAAAUGGGAAAGACAAAGGAAAGAAAACUAGAAUUUCCUCUGGAUAUAUUUCUGGAAAAUUCAGAAAUAUCUCUGUUGCACAACUUGAAAGACACUCAUAUUGCAAUAUGUUCACCUUCUGUGCUGCCAUUAUUUUCGGAUAAUUUUGAUUUUCAAACAAAAGAUGACUUCAUAAAAGGGCUGUUGAUGAAUGAAGAGAUUUUAGAAGGCACACUUUAUUGUCAUGUACUGAAAGGAAGUCAAUAUGGAGGUGCUAUUACCAACUGGAGAAUGUAUCAAGCAUUGAGUUAUGAGCUCCAGAACAAAUGGAUACAUCCUCUUUCCUCCCCUAGAAAAAGGAAUCGUCUAAUGAAAAAUAGUGUAAUCAUUGGAGAAAAUACAAAAAUUCCUGAAUCAGCCCACAUUGAAAGAUCAGUUCUAGGAGAGAAUGUAACAGUUGGUCAAAACACCAGGGUAGAACAUUCAUUCAUAUUUUCAGAUUGCAAAAUUGCAGAUGAUGUAAUUAUUUCUCAUAGCAUAAUAGGUCCACACUGUGUUCUGAAUGAAAAGAGUAGAAUAACUGCAGGAAGCAUUCUAGGGCAAGAUACAGUCAUUGAGAAGAAUUUAUUUGUAGAAAAUACUCUGGUACAAUCCACAAAACCAGAUGAUUUUGAAGAAGGUGAUAAAUUGGGCGCCAAAUCGUAUAGAUUGCGAAUUUCUGGUGAAGAGGACGAUGAUCUUAUUGUCUCAUCUUUAUCCUGCAAAAUGUCAAAAAUGCACAUUCAGGAGGAUAAUUGUGAAUCUGAGGAUGAAAUAGAAGGUUUCAGUGAUAGUGAAGAAGAGGAAUUAUCAUAUACUCACUCGCCUCCACCAGAUGAUACCAAAUUGUUCUUCACGGAAGUAAUCGACAGCUUAACCAGGGGUUUUGAAGAUAACCUUUUGUGUGACAACCUCAUAUUGGAAAUCAAUUCAUCACGAUAUGCUUACAAUGUCACUGUCAAAGAGGUGAAUUUCAAUGUCAUAAAAGCUAUUUUAACUAUGUCACUGAGGCAGCCUACUGGUGUGCAGUAUUUCUCUCAUUUAUCUCGUUUACUCUCAUACUUUGCUCCAGUCCUGAGGAACUACAUUCGAAAUGAGAAUGCAAUGGUAGAUAGUUUGCAAGCAAUUGAGGAUGUUGCCACAUCUAAUGAGGAUCUGAAGGACAAGUGGGUGAUGUUUGUCCUGCAGUAUUUGUACGACAAAGACUAUAUAACUGAAGAAGUUAUAUUGAGUUGGUUCAAAACUCUGGAAUCGAAGUCAAACUUUCAUUCACAAGUUAAACCAUUUACAGAUUGGUUGGAAGCAGCUGAAGAGGCAUCAUCUUCUGAAGAAGAAAGUGAUUGAGAUAUUUUUAAUUAUAUGUAUAUUAAUUUUAUCAUGUUAUUAAAAAAAUUAUACAUG